GGGUUUAUAUAAACAACAAACUGAAAAUAUAUUCUUCUAGGGUUUAAGACAAUGGCGUUUUGGGGAGUUGAAUUGAAGCCCGGUAAACCAUACCUUCAUCAGUAUGAUGAUGAAAGAGGAAGACUUCAUCUGUCACAGGCAACUCUAGGUAGCGGUAAAUCAAAAGAGAAGGCUGUCGUCGUUUGUAACGUCGGUGACAAGAAUCCGAUUUACUUAUGCUCAUUACUUCCAAGGAAAAUGGAAACAUGCUCAUUGAAUAUUGAGUUUGAAGAAUACGAUGAAGUAACAUUCUCAGUCGAGGGCUCACACAACAUUCAUCUUUCCGGAUUCUUCUACGGAGAAAAGCCAGAUUCAGAUGGUGAUGACUAUGAGUCUGAUUCCGAUGAAGAUGGUAGCUUUGAGGGAGCGGAGAUCGGCUCUGAAGAUGAUAGCGAGUUUGACUUUGAUGACGCAGAUGAUUUAGAUGAUCUCACUGAUGAUGAAAUGGUACCCAAUAGUGGAGUAAAAAUUGAAGAGAUUGUUGAAGACGAGAAACAAAAUGCAAACGCUGUUUCUGAACAAUCAAAGAAGAGGAAUAAAUCCGCUUCCAAAAGUGAUGAAAAAUCUUCACAGCAAACUGUUUUAAAAAAUUCUAGUAGUGUUCCAGUAUUGGAGAGCGAAGAUGAAGAUGGGUUUCCGAUAUCUUCUUCUGCUAAGGGCAAAGAUAGUGUUUCAAGUGGAACUAAAAAUACAGAAGGAUCUGCUAAAAAGAUAGCCAAGAAACCUUCCGAAAAAUCAGCAAAGCGAAAAAGAGAUGAUUCUGUUGUAGAUGAUGAUGAUCUGACGAGUAAGCCAACAAGUGUUGAAGCUUCAACACCAGAAGUGAAUGUCAAGAAAGAAAAGAAGAAGAACAAGAAAGCAAAAGAUACACCGGAAGGUGCAAACAAUAACACGAAUGGAGUUAAGGAGGAAGCCAAUCAAGAGCAGACCCCUGAAAAGGCUGCAUCAGUGGCGAAAGACAAGAAGAACAAAAAACAGGAGAGCACACCAGGUUCAAAAGUAACGGGAUCGGCUUCUGCUGAAGCUAAACCGACCCAAGUUAGAACUUUUCCAAAUGGAUUAGUAAUCGAGGAACUUCAAAUGGGUAAACCCAAUGGAAAACGGGCAACUCCGGGCAAAAAGGUGAGUAUGCGUUACAUCGGGAAGCUGAAGAAGAAUGGAAAAAUAUUCGACUCAAAUAUUGGGAAUGCACCUUUCAAAUUUCGUCUAGGCGUCGGGCAAGUUAUAGCAGGAUGGGAUGUUGGUGUUAAAGGCAUGCGUGUUGGGGACAAAAGAAGACUAACAAUUCCUCCGGUCAUGGGGUAUGGUGCUAAAGGUGCUGGUCCAGACAUACCCCCAAAUUCAUGGUUGGUUUUUGAUGUUGAACUGGUGGAUGUGAAUUAGUUGAAGACAAGAAUUGUUUGGUUGGAUGUCUUGUUUUUGUCAAUCAAUGCCAAAUUUUGGAAAGACCGAAUGUCUUAAAAUUUUGAAACAUUGUUAAAUUUGGUUUUUGUUCCCAAUGUUUUAAAAUCCGGUUUUUAUA
This is a messenger RNA of Helianthus annuus (common sunflower), 1561 nucleotides long. Its product is annotated as peptidyl-prolyl cis-trans isomerase FKBP53. The record is from RefSeq and is a predicted model, not a curated record. Gene Ontology annotation, molecular function: peptidyl-prolyl cis-trans isomerase activity. The transcript has 11 exons. Bases 52 to 1422 code for a protein of 456 amino acids. NCBI's taxonomy places the organism in Eukaryota, Viridiplantae, Streptophyta, Magnoliopsida, Asterales, Asteraceae.